Helobdella robusta is the source of this 3013-nucleotide messenger RNA. RefSeq lists its product as hypothetical. Gene Ontology annotation, cellular component: vacuolar proton-transporting V-type ATPase complex; vacuolar proton-transporting V-type ATPase, V0 domain; plasma membrane. NCBI's taxonomy places the organism in Eukaryota, Metazoa, Annelida, Clitellata, Rhynchobdellida, Glossiphoniidae. The transcript has 23 exons. The coding region runs from base 180 to 2729 and encodes 849 amino acids. Gene Ontology annotation, biological process: vacuolar acidification; proton transmembrane transport. Gene Ontology annotation, molecular function: ATPase binding; proton-transporting ATPase activity, rotational mechanism. The record is from RefSeq and is a predicted model, not a curated record.
GUUGGUUGGUUGGCAGUGAAGACGUAACGACAUCACAUCAACAGCACUAACGGCAUUCAUUAGGACAGCAUAGAUAGAUAGAUAGAUAGAUAGAUAGAUAGAUAGAUAGAUAGAUAGAUAGAUAGAUAGAUAGAUAGAUAGAUAGAUAGAUAGAUAGAGAAAGAGAGAGAGAAAGAGAGAUGGGUUCUCUAUACAGGAGCGAGCCGAUGUCGAAAUGCAUGUUGUACGUUCAAAACGACGUAGCCUACGCCUGCAUGUCCGCAUUGGGAGAACUUGGAGUCGUUCAGUUUGAUGACAUGAAUGCGGGCCUGAUGGCGCACAGCAAGAAAUACAGCAUGGAAGUCAAGAGGUGCGACGAGAUGGAGAGGCAGCUGAGGUACUUCAGGAGCAUGCUGGCAGAGGAGGGCAUUCAAAUGGGAAGCAUCAACAUCAAUCCUGACGCUCCGGAGAUCUCAAAGAUGGCUGAAAUGGAGAGCGUAUUCAAGGAGUCUGAGCGUCGUUUGAGAGAGGUCAGUGCGAGUCUGACGUCCAUGAAGUCGAACAGGGCCCAACUGAUUGAAAUGCAACAGCUUCUCAUGAAGGCUCACAUCGUCUUUCAGGAGCAGCAAACCUUGCAAGUCAUGGCCGCCGAUGCACCCGAUCAACGAGAGUCAGGAAACCUCGGUUUUGCGUCUGCGGUGAUCUUGAACGACAAGUUGAUGUCGAUGGAGAGGUUGCUGUGGUUCGCCUGCAGGGGGAAUGUUCUCGUCAGGAGUGCCGUCCUUGAGGAGAACAUCGAAGAUCCAAACACCAACGCAUUGGUAUGCAAGGCGGUGGUCUUCGUAUUCUUUCAAGGUGAUCGACUGAAGGAGAGAGUUAAAAAAAUUAUGGAAGGUUACCAUGCGAACGUCUACCAAUGCCCUGAUAGCCUGAUGGACGCUGAGAGGCUGCGUGCUGAUGUCGAAGGCAAGAUUGGCGAUCUUAACGCUGUAAUUGAGCAGACGACGUCGUACCGGCACCAGCAGCUGGAGGAGGUUGCAAAAAAAUUAGCCGUCUGGAUCGUUCAAAUAAGAAAAAUGAAGUGCAUCUUCCACACGCUGAACACGCUGAGCAUGGAGAUGGCACAGAAGUACCUGGUCGGUCAAUGCUGGUGCCCCAAUGCCUGCAUGGACGGCAUCAAGAUGGCUCUCAAACGGGCUGCUGACACGUAUGGUGUCGGCCCAUCAGGCGCCAUCUUGAACAGCAUCGACCAGAGCAGGGAGGUACCGCCCACCUACAACAUAACCAACAGGUUCACAAAAGUCUACCAGAGCAUCGUCAACUCGUACGGAAUUGCCUCCUAUGAAGAGAUCAACCCCGCGCCGUUCAUUAUCAUCACCUUCCCCUUUCUCUUCUCGCUGAUGUUCGGAGAUGCGGGCCACGGAAUGUUGGUCUUCCUCAUUGCACUCUGGAUGGUCCUCUCUGAAAGCAAGUUCAUGGGGCAGAACUCUGAUAACGAGAUAUGGAACAUCUUCUUCGGCGGUCGGUACAUCAUACUGUUGAUGGGCAUCUUCUCGGUGUACUCCGGCAUCAUGUACAACGACGUCUUCGCCAAGCCCAUCAACAUUUUCGGAUCUGCAUGGUACGCCUCGCCGAGCAAGUACCAACAACACCUGCACACGAACAAGGACAUCAUGUUGAAUCCUCUUCACGACAACGUUUCAGAUUACAGAGGGUUCCCAUUCCCUUUCGGCAUGGAUCCUAUUUGGAUGAUGUCCCAGAAUAAGAUAACUUGGUUGAAUUCCUUCAAGAUGAAGGUCUCAAUAAUCUUUGGAGUCUUUCAGAUGUUCUUCGGUGUCCUACUCAGUUUCUUCAACCACCGACACUUCAGGGACCCACUGAACAUCUUCUGCGAGUUCCUACCUGAGAUGUUGUUCCUCAUGUGCAUGUUCGGCUACCUGGUCCUCCUCAUCUUCUACAAGUGGAUCGCCUUCGACGCUACCAUGGCCAGUUGCUCGCCCAGCUUACUCAUCAAUUUGAUCAGUAUGUUCCUCUACAAUUAUUCCGACGAGCCCUGCAGCCCUACCAACUUUUACCCCAAACAAAAAGAUUUCCAGACGGCUCUGCUGCUGAUCGUCGCCCUCUGCAUCCCCUGGCUCCUCCUACCAAAGCCACUCAUACUUCGUUACAAAAACAAGAAGAGGAUGAUGAUGAUGAUGAAGUUGAAGAAACCUUUGGAGGACAUCGAACAAGGAGAAACAAACAUGGGAAUGGAGUUGGCAGAGGAUAUCAAUCACAAUAAGGUUCCGUCAGCGAAACACGAUCAACCUAAUGAACCAUCGGCAUUGGCAGCAGCAGGACAUGGAGAAGAAUUCAGCUUCGGCGACGUGUUCAUUCACCAAUGCAUCCACACGAUUGAAUACUGCCUCGGCUGCAUCUCGCACACCGCCUCUUACCUCAGGCUCUGGGCUCUCAGUCUUGCUCAUGCAGAACUGUCGGAAGUUUUGUGGAAGAUGGUCCUGCACAAUGGAUUCACGUUAGGAGCCGGUUCCACAAACAGCCCAUCAUUGAGUUGCAUCAUCCUCUUCAUCAUCUGGACUCCAUGGGCUGCCCUCACCGUCGCCAUCCUUCUUCUUAUGGAAGGUCUUUCUGCUUUUCUGCAUACUCUCCGCUUGCAUUGGGUGGAGUUCCAGAGCAAAUUCUACAAAGGUGAAGGAACGAAGUUCACUCCAUUCUCCUUCAAGAAAAUUUUGAAACAUUAUGAAGAUUGAUGGUGGUGCUGAUGAUAACGAAACAAAAAAUUGCACGAUCAAGUUGUACAAGUUGAUUCAAAAUUUUUCACAUUUUUUACGACCAAUCGUAGUUUAGACGUUAUUUAACAUCAUUUUCAUUUGUCUGUUGUAUAUUAACAUGAUUUUAUGUUGCUUUUAAAACUACAGAUCCGUUUUAUUUUAACAGACAAAACAAUUUUAAUGAUGGUUAUACAUUUAUCUGUUUUAUUGUACACCAUAGGACAGGGAGAUUAAACGGUAGAUUUACAUUAUGAAAAAACUAA